This is a messenger RNA of Sphaerulina musiva SO2202, 1387 nucleotides long. Its product is annotated as GTP-binding protein SAS1. The transcript is spliced from 3 exons. The coding region runs from base 281 to 901 and encodes 206 amino acids. Lineage: Eukaryota; Fungi; Ascomycota; Dothideomycetes; Mycosphaerellales; Mycosphaerellaceae. The record is from RefSeq and is a predicted model, not a curated record. Gene Ontology annotation, biological process: protein localization to plasma membrane; protein secretion; regulation of exocytosis. Gene Ontology annotation, cellular component: endosome; plasma membrane. Gene Ontology annotation, molecular function: GTP binding; GTPase activity.
GUUGCAAUAGUGCACGAACCUCCCUGCCCUACCGGAAAUACCAAUCUCGCGCUGAAUAUCUCACGUUCGCCAUUCCACUCUCCGCCGUCCCCGCCGCACGUCUCGACAACCGCCGCGUCAGAACCACGAGCGCAAGCAGCUUCCGCCCUUUGUGACCCGUGGCUCGGCGCUUCAAGAACCAUCACAGGGUCUUGUCUCUUAGACAAAGGAAACUAGACAUCUUCCGGGCUUACGAGGCGACGCACGCUUGCACGACACCUUACGAUACGCUGUGCUCAUCAUGGCUGGCACUCGGAAUUAUGAUUUCCUAAUCAAACUACUUCUCAUCGGCGACUCGGGCGUAGGCAAGUCCUGCUGCCUACUGCGCUUCUCUGAAGACUCCUUUACGCCGUCGUUCAUUACCACCAUCGGUAUCGACUUCAAGAUUCGAACGAUCGAGUUGGACGGAAAGAGAGUGAAGCUGCAAAUAUGGGAUACUGCGGGCCAGGAACGCUUCAGGACAAUCACGACUGCAUAUUACAGAGGCGCCAUGGGUAUCUUGCUGGUGUACGAUGUUACAGAUGAACGCAGUUUCAAUAACAUUCGAACGUGGUUCUCCAACGUCGAGCAGCAUGCGACUGAAGGCGUCAACAAGAUCCUGAUAGGCAACAAAUGCGAUUGGGAAGAGAAACGUGCCGUUUCCACUGAACAAGGACAAGCCCUUGCAGACGAGCUGGGCAUACCAUUCAUGGAAGUAUCAGCAAAGAGCAACAUCAACGUCGACAAGGCUUUCUACAGCUUGGCAGGCGAUAUCAAGAAACGUAUUGUCGACACGCAACAACCACAGCAAGGAAACCAGCAGGGUGUUAGCGUGGGAGGCCAACAGAGCGCUGCAGGUGGACUGGGCAAGAACUGCUGCUAAACCAACGGGUCAAUGAGAGAGCAGGCAUAUGAUGUGCAAAGUGAGAGCAGCAGCAGCAGCUAUGAAACGAAUGCAGACACGCAGCAACGGGAGUAAGCAGCUUGGGAGUCCACGAUUUUUUCUCUCUUGGGAACACAUCACUGCUGUAAAGGAAGGAAGGUAUAUCCGCAUGGAUAGCGAGAUUCGGCGUUUUUCUUUUUGGAAGGAGCAAUAGAGACAGCCAAGUUUUUUUAUUGUUGUCGUUGUUGUUUUUUAAUCUGCUUGAGGACAAGGCAUUCCAGGGCAACAGCAGCAUCGGAUACCGAUAAGUAUUUACCUGUUGAAAUUCGUGAGUUUAAAACCUGUUUUGAUUUCUCUUGUUUCACUCUCGGGCUUGGCAUUUUGGUUCUUGUUGGUUUGGUAGUGGGCAUGCAGGCAAGUCCAUGUAAGCAAGUUAAAGAAGCAGAGCAGAGCAAAGCAGAGCAUUAUACGAGAGAGAAUUUUGAC